Messenger RNA from Paramecium octaurelia, 488 nucleotides. NCBI's taxonomy places the organism in Eukaryota, Ciliophora, Oligohymenophorea, Peniculida, Parameciidae. The record is from the annotation of a GenBank genome assembly.
AAAUGUCGUAUUAAUUUGGGGGUAGCCAAUUGCAACAAUAAAAUGUGCCUAAUGCCAAGUACAAAACCAUGCUUUGUCGUCAUUACUAAGGUAAUACCUAGAAUCAAUUCAAGCUACUAAACAAUGUGCCAUUGGAAACAAAUGUUAAUUUGCUCAUGGAACUCAAGAAUAAAGACAAAUCAAUGGUAUUCAAUAAUAUCUUAUCUUUUUCAGAUCCUCUACCUGCCUCUGCUCUAUCAGCCAUGGCCACAGUUAUUGAAUAGCCACUUAAUAAACCUCAACCUCCCAUAUUUUAAAGUAUUGCUUAAAUUAUUAUUAUUUUGUUCCUUGCAAAUACCAUGCCCAAAAUUAUUGUAAAAAUGGCUAAAAUUGUCAAUACAUCCAUGGUAUUUCCCCAUUUUUAAUUUUAGACUCCGAGGCAAAUCAACAACAGACCAUCCCAUUCCAACCAUAACCCCAGAUGCCCUCGCCUUCCCCUUAGGUGAAGC